AUGGGUGAGUUUGAAAGCGCAAGGGCCGACAGAAUCAGCAGACGCAGCGCAGCAGCGAGGAAUGCAUCAGCGGAGGUAAGGGUUUUCGAUAUUAACGUGGUAGGUGGGGGUUAUGCAGCAUGGACGGUUGCGACUUGGGGAAUGGAAGACACGAAAGCAGAUGAGGUGGCCUCCUCGAUGUUGUGCACUCUGUUGCGCAUGGAAGACGACGUGUCGUAUAUUGGGAAUGAGUUCCAGGUGCAGAGAAAGCAGGGGAUAGAAUUGGAGAAAGCCUGGGAACGGGAGCGGAAUGCAGUUCAGAGCUCGUUCGUUAGGAGGGGAGAUACGAUGGUAUAUGCGCGUGCGGUGAGUAGUCGGUACCUUUAUGAAGACUUACCGGCGCCGGCUUCCUUAAGGGAUAUGCGAUGUGUGACGCACGAGGGGCGUGUACGGGACCGCGACGACCCGGCAAUGUUUGAGGAGAUUAGGAAGUAUUUGCAGGAAGGGGAACUUCCUGAGAGGUGCGCAAACGAUUCUCGAGUACGCGGCACAUUCGUGCGACUGGCGCGGUCAUUCAUAUUGAAUGAUCGCCGUCUCUGGCGGGUCUCCAAAGGAGAACUGCCAAAACUCGUGGUACUGGACGUGGAAAGGCGGCGGGAAAUUAUAGCCGAGGCCCACAACGACUGUGGUCAUCGCGGUCGUGACCCUACCUUC
Molecule: messenger RNA, 693 nt
Organism: Postia placenta MAD-698-R-SB12
Lineage: Eukaryota; Fungi; Basidiomycota; Agaricomycetes; Polyporales; Adustoporiaceae
Exons: 2
Source: RefSeq, a predicted model, not a curated record